Messenger RNA from Mycena citricolor, 2287 nucleotides. Lineage: Eukaryota; Fungi; Basidiomycota; Agaricomycetes; Agaricales; Mycenaceae. The record is from the annotation of a GenBank genome assembly.
UUGUACCACAUCCUCCCCCAGGCUCGUCAUGUCUCGAGUCUCACUGUACUUGUUCCUCUUUCUCUUUCUUGGGGUCACGCACGCGGCAUCCUGGGAGUACGUUGAUUGCGGCAGCUCGGGUGCUAUCCAACUGGAGUCGUUGGAACUCUUCCCCGACCCACCCCUUCCUGGACAAGACCUCACGGUCAAGGCGUCCGCAUAUGUUACGGAGCCAAUAACGGAUGGUGCCUCUGCAGAUGUAACGGUCAAGCUUGGUCGGAUCAAGCUGCUGCAAAAAACCUUUGACGUCUGCGAGGAGGCACGGAGCAACAACAUGACGAUCAACUGCCCCGUCGAGACAGGAUUCCAUGUUCUGGAGCAAACCGUGGCUUUGCCGAAGGAGAUCCCUCAAACCAAAUUUACUAUCGCCGUCCGUGGAUUCACCGAGGCUGGCAAAGAUAUGUUGUGUCUGGAUCUCAAGCUCGACUUCAUGAAGCCUCUCUCUGCCAUCUUUGGAUCUCCAUUUUAACCUGUUAUUCAUCGCUUGUGACAAGGACUGUACAAUCUCUACCGACAUCUCUAUAAUUGUUCGACCCGAGCCCCUGUAAGUAUCGUGAAGUGGGACAAAAAGAGCAGGGAGCGUGUUUAGCUCUUUUUGGCGACCUGGCGUAGGGCAGGAUAAUUCGUCUCAUCGGACAUGAGCUUACUUCCAGUACUUACUUACCAUGCGGCCAUUGUUCGAACCGUGGUCGAGACAUGCCUUGUACGCAGCAUUGCGCGUGGGUAUUCAAAAGACGUUGUCCGGUUCUCAGUUUGGAGAAGACAAUUAGAACAAUAGGCGAGAUUUGGACGGUUAAAGGCAGCCGCCAUGACUCUUGACAAUGAAAUCGCUCCCCCUCUCCCAUGCCUGUGACCACCGUCGCAUACGAGAUCCUGUUCGAGUUGCUAAACGACACCCCGGACGCACUACGCUUGACCGGACCGGCGGGCUCUAGUUUACGAUUAGAACACGGGCAAGACGUCGCUCUGGUCCUCACGGCUGGCCUAACAUACCAGUAUACAAUGAAGCAGCUGUCCGCUUCACCCAUGCCUAGGAAGGCACAGCUAUCAGUCCGCGCCUGGGACGACGUCCGAUGUCAGGCAACCAGCCUCUUCUCGGGGACAACAACAACCGUAACAAUAACCAAUCGAAGCUGACCACUUUUGGGUUUUAUCUGAGAUAUCUCGUCCGCAAAUCGUGUAUUUAUAGUUGCAUAUUUGAUUCGUCGCGGUCAUCGCGCAUCUUGAACUUUGGCGGCAUUCCUGUAUUCCAGACCGUUUCGUUGCGGUAGAAGGCCAGGCCGUCAUUGGGACUGGCGCCGUCGAUGAGAGCAUCAGCAUAUUUGAUCGCUCGGUUUCCACCAUCCUCAGUCAGCCCCAGUGCACCGAAUUGCCACGGCAUGAUCCCUCUGCGGUGUAAUCAGCAGUGCAAUUGACGACAAGAAAACUAAACGCACCCGUGCUUAGAGUCCAGGGCGUACUUCACCCACGUGGGAUAGAUCGUCGUUUUAUUCUCGAGUCCCAGCAGACCAAACUCUUCCAGAACCAAGGGCUUUCCAGCCUUUUUCGCCGCUGUGGACGAUGUGAAUGAAACCCUCACUUUGACAUUCAGCACCAAAGCCUACCAUUCACGUGAGACUCCAUCCAAAACAAGCCCCAAGAUUCUACUGUGAAGUUGGAGCCAGGGUGAUCCUGAUCGAGGUGAGCAGACGACGAGAAUAGGCAGUAGCACUUGCAAGGUUGGGAUACCACGUCUGAGGAUACAUAUGCUAUCGAAGGGGCUCGAUUUCAGAGAGCAACGCGCAGCAGUUUAUCACUCACGUAAGUUGCGAAAUCGACGUUGGGCAGUGUCAGAUCCAAGUCGAAAUCUUCCCCUGCUUGCCCGUUGAAGUUGUAGUCAGACGCAUACUGAGGAUCUUUCCAGUAAAAGUGGCCCUCGCCGCCAGUGGUGAUAAGAUGAUGCGGGUCCCUGUACCAGGCCUCAGUGUGUUAAAAUCCCAAAAAGUUGGCCUUCACGAACAAGCUGCGGAUAUAAUCAGACUGCGACCUGUACCAUUUCGCCAGCGUGCCGGUAAUUGCCGAACAGUUUGGGCUCGCGGGCAGAUCUCCGAGACAGCGGGCCUCGUUCUACAAUGCCGGUUUAGAAAGCAUACACAGAAAUGAGCUAAACGAGCCAUACCAUCAUUUCCCAUGCAAAGAUCGCCGGGGAGCUUUUAUAGCGGUUGACGAUGGUCUUAACAUACAACUCUGGAAGUAAAUUAGAUAAUUG